Pogonomyrmex barbatus (red harvester ant) is the source of this 8641-nucleotide messenger RNA. RefSeq lists its product as uncharacterized. The record is from RefSeq and is a predicted model, not a curated record. Gene Ontology annotation, biological process: telomere maintenance. Gene Ontology annotation, cellular component: chromosome, telomeric repeat region; nucleus. NCBI's taxonomy places the organism in Eukaryota, Metazoa, Arthropoda, Insecta, Hymenoptera, Formicidae.
AAUAAAUUUUGCGUGUCGGACGGACAUAUUCGCCUGGGCGCGAAAAAUCCUUUGGCGUCCAGGUCGGUUCAAGUCGUGGAUUUACGCGGACGGAGCAAUUCGCAGAGGAAAAAGAGGAGGAGGAGGUAGUGGCGGAGGAGCAAACGAGUCGCGUCGGUUUGCGUGCACAACGUGACAUGAAAUCCGGUGAUCGGUAAUCUGUCGUCGCGCAAGAGGAAGGCAGGAAGGAGAAGAGGGAAACCGGGUGGUCAGACGCGUCGCGACGAGAUGGCCACGAUCACGAGCGCGACCUUCCCGCGGAUGCUCAAGGCGUUGCGGGAGAACGGCAAUGUCAAGGAGAAGCGCGAGGCUUUAACCUAUAUCUCCAGUCAAGCUAAAAAGUUAGAAGCAAGUGGUGCUAUUAAGGAAGAACAAUAUAAGAAUGUAUGCAAGCUGGUGAUAGAAUCGUUUUCGAAACAUGAAGGAAUCUUGCAGAAUGAGGCAUUAGGAGCAUUCAAUGCCAUUAUGCGGGAAUUUCAAGCGCAUCCUUUACACCUCUUUGAAUCAAUGCUACAAACAGAUAAGAAAACAAGAUUAAAGAUAUUUAAACUGUUGGAGGUAGUAGAUGAUAAUGCACUUUCUGCAGCUGCCAACGAUGGACAGACUUUAAAUUUUUUUAAGGCCUGUUUGAUCAAUGUCCAACCUAAUUUAAUGGAAUGGUUAACAUCAACAGCAUGUGUAGAUAACUUACAGAUGUUAACAAAGAUCGAAUCGCAGCCUUUGUCAGAGGAGCAAAAGCUAGAAGAAGAUAUAAACAGUUAUGCGCUUGCUCUUUUGAGAAGAUUAUACAGACUGGCUUCUAUAACAUUUGAUCAAAGUGUUCAAAAGUUUGACACAUUAUUGAUGGAUAAAGUCGUCAUGUUGGCCUAUAUGGGACACAAGCGUCAGCGUAGUCCUGCUUUGAAAGUUUUGCAACAAGCUAUUGCGACUAAUUCUUCGUCCCAUAUUCGUAAAGAUUAUCCUGACAUAUGGACACAAUAUAAAACAAAUUUACAAUCUAUAUACUACAAACGCAUGUUGUUGUUGGUAGCAGCAUGUGAUCUGGAUUGGACUACUCAAUGGAAUACAACUAUUCAGUUCCUUGGCACAGAUCUUCAUCGCGGUGCCAGUCUUAUAAAUAAUUUGUUAAGUGUUGAAGAGAAGGCCUUUAAAUCUACUGAUCCUAUUAUACGCAGACAAGCUUUCCUUUCGUGGAAAUUGCUAAUUGACAAUUUUGCUUUAGAUCAUCAAGAACUUGCUACUGCUAGAAGAAUAAAAUUACUUUGUAUUCCAUUAAAUGCCAAAAACAGUAAAACUGAAUUAAUCGCAUUGACAAAACUAGAAGUUUGGUGGCAUUUAAUUAUUAAAUUAUAUAAAGAUAUUGCAAAAUUUGUUUCUCCUGUUAUUACACAAUUUUUAAACUAUUGUUUUGGACCACUUGGAGAUACACCACUGCUGUCUUCCAAGUUCGACGUUGUUGCCUCUCCAGGCAAAAGAUUUUUUAAGACAAAAGUGGUUGCUGUAGAUGCCCUAUGUCAAUUAAUUGUCACAAAAGAAGAUCUUUUUACAGUUUGUUCUCCAAGUUUGUUAGAAGAAAGACUUCCUCAUGCUAUAUCUUAUGAUGUGUUUCAAGAAUGCUCGAAAAAUAUUAUUCAUAGUAUAGCAGAGGCUCUUCUAAUUCUUGGUCAACUUACUGACAAAGAAAUGAAAAAUCGCUUUCAGCUUGGCCAAACAUUGUGGACAAGUCUGAUGAUAUACAUAAAGAAUGUUAAACUCGAAACAAAGGACCAUCUGUAUAGAGAUGUGAUACUAGUUGUAACUGAAUUGGGAAAUCAUAUAGAUAAGCUCAUGGUGAGGGAUAUGAUAUUUAAUGUAAUUUUGCCAGACAUUAAUUGCAUUCUUGAAAAAACUGAAUUUCAUGAUAAUGCAUUACCAGAAUUGGUAUUAAAACUUUUAACAUCGCCAAUACUCGACGAAGUAUUAAAAUAUAUCUUGGAUUACAACAGUAAUACAAUUAAGUGCCUUUUGGAACGAUGUGUUAGUUCAGAAUUUACAUAUUCUUUAGGUGUGCUUGGAUUUCUAGAAACAAUAAUGGAAAAUAUAAAAUCAGUAUUUAAUACACGUAACGACAUGAGUAAUAAUGAACUAGCUUAUUUGGAAUUAUGGUCCAUAAUAGCAGAAACGUUGACAAAAUACAUAAGAAAUUCUGAAGUUAAUGGAGAAGAUAACUUUAAAUCUAUGAAAUCAAUUUUGUCAUUUCCAUUUUAUACGUGUUUGGAAGAUCUAGAGUUGAUAAAAAAUCAAAUAGUAGUAUGGAAAGCUGUGUACAAAGAAGUCGAAUUGCACUCGGAUUUGAUAAGUACAGUGAGACCAAAUGAAAUUGUACUGGAUAUCGCAAGCAUGAUGCUAAAUUGUUUAAACACAAACAAAAAAUGCUGUACUUUCGUUGUAAAUUGCUUAGAUGCUUUAAUGAGUACUCUUGAUUAUGAGGCCUUGUUGGCUCAAGAUGAAAUUCCAUCCAUUAUGCAACUAAUAUUAGACGUUAUAAUAAUCUCUUUGGAUAAUGUACAAAAUCUUAAUUCUGAAGUAGCACUGAGAACAUUAUCGGCUAUACUUAUUACUAUAUAUGGACAUAAUCCGCAAAAAGUAGUAUUAUAUCUGCAUAAAUGUAAAUCAGUGAUCGAACUUAUACUUAAAUUACAGUCAAUGGAACUUUUUAAAGAGAUUGCAAAUACAUGGGAAUAUAUAGUCAGUAUUUUCAAAGGACUUAAACAAUCAGAUCAUGAACUCUUUUCAUCAUACAAAGAAGCAAUUGUAAUAGCCAUGAAUCAUGCUAAUCCAGAUAUAAAAUCUCUGACUCAGUCUAUUUUUGAAAUUAAAGACAGCUUCAACAGUACCGCUAAGUGCAUUUUAGAUGAAAUAGAAAAAUCAAGAGAAAAAUCUCAUCCAAAGUUUGAUAGCAUUUCAAAGAAAAAGAUAGAAACAGAACAAACAAAAGAAGUGCGUAUUGCUGGCAGUUUUUUGAAUAAAAAAUCAAUUACUCCAAAAUCAGUGUCCAGUAAACCUCCUGAAAAAAAUGACAAUAAGUUUAUACCUGAAUCUGAUUCACAAGAUUAUGUAUUCAUAAAAACUGAUCUGAAAUUUGACGUUAAUCGUUUGACCGAACAUCAAAAAGAAACUUUGAAGAAGAAAAGAGAAGAUAUACCGGCAUUAUAUAACGAUCUUUCUCAAUCAUCCUCGCAAAACUCUCAAAAUUUACAACAAUGGUUUGAUAUUAAAGCCAAACAUAUUAACGAAAUAGAUAAGGUCAACUCAAUUAAAAAAAGCGAGUCUGCAAUACAGAAACCUGUUGAUAACGAUGCUAACAAAGAAAACAAGGUCACGAUUGAAACACAAAUGGAAUUUUCUAAUACGAUAGACAAAACAGUUGAUAAUAUCCGUGAUAAUGAAUUAGAAAAUGUUGUAAAUCUUGAAGAGACUACCGUUAAUACUAAGCAAAACGAAAAUUCUAUGAAAAAAAUUAAAAAGGACGAGCCUAACGAAAAGCAGGAUACAUCAAAAGAAGAUGAAGAAACAGAUGCUAUAAAAACAAUAUCUUCUGUUGCGAAAAGAUUAGAUUUUGAAUCACGGGAGGAAUUUCCCGAAGAUAAAAUGCAUGAGCGACAAUCAUCUCCGUCGAUGUUAGAUAGUAUUAAACGACGACAUCGCAAUAGUGUGACAAAAGGGACUUCAUCGUCAAAGAGCGACGAGAUUGUUGAAAGUCAAAAAGAUUCAAAUACAACAAAUGUACAAAGAAGUUUGAGAGUGAAGACUACUCAGGGCAAACCUGGUACAAAUAAACAGAAAUUACAUGAUGAUAUUAAUAUUAAGGAAAAGUCUGACGAAAAUAAAAGAAGCGUUAAACGUAAGUACAUGUCAGAUACUGAAUCAGAUGGAGGCAUUCAACAUCGAAAACGCAAAUUAAUUACUACUACUACUACUACUACUACUACUACUACUACUACUACUAAGAGUCUUAAUGAUUAUGGUGGUGAAACAUCACGAAGCAGUGACAAUGUCUUCCCAGACAUAGACAAAGAUAAUGUAAGUCAACGUAUGAAGAAUGAAAUAUCUCGGUUGAAAAUCAAUAUGGUAUUUGACUGUCCUGUGCUAAAUCGCCGUCGAAUUAAACACUCGGAUGAAGGAGAAAAAGAAACAGUAGUACAUAGUUUAAGAAAACAUGGGACACCGGACAAUAAGAAUCUUAAAUUGAGAACUAUGGAUUCAAAAUCUAUAGAAGGAUUAAAGAGAUCUCCUAAAACACAAGAGAAAAAUACGAAUAUGAAAGAUGCAAAAGAUAUAGAUGAUACAGAUCAAGUAGUAUUAAAGAGACGAGGUAGAAGAAGCAAACAAGAAUUAAUUAAUAAAAAUGACUUGGAUGUUAAUAAGAAUGAUAAUAAAAAUAAUAACGACAUUAAUAAAGAUAAAAAUAUUAAAAAUUCCAAUGAUACUAUUAACAAGGCAUCUGAAUUGAGAAAUGCUGAUACAGGUAUAACAGGUAUAACAAAUGUCGUUCCAACAUCUAAUCAAAUGCAAGAUGAAAUUAAAAAAACCCAAGAUGAAAAACUUGAUAAAGAUAAUUCAAACUCUAUUUCAGAUGAAAAACCUGCAGAGCUUAUAGAAAUAAACGAACAAAGUCAGAAUGAAAGUGAGGAUGUUGUCGAAAGUUCGCAAAUUUCUAAUAUCGACUUAAAACUAGAUAAAAUGUGUAGUGAGAAACAGUGCUUCAUUAAAAUUGAUAAAAUGACAAACGUACAAGCUGGUAAAACUUCCGAUGCAAUUGUUGACAAAGAUUAUGUACCUGAAUCUAUCCCUAUGGAUUGUGGUGAUAAUGUCGUACCUGAUCCAUGUAAAGAAUUAGAUGAAGCUAAUCCCAUGAGUAAUACAGAAACAAAAAAUGAAGGAAAUACAGAUAGUAUAGAUAAAGACGCUGAGGACUUGGUUCAGAAAACUGAUAAUUUUACUACGAAAAUUAUAAAUUCAGAAGGUCAGAAGACAAUGGAGAACUCGCCAUCUAUGAUGAGAUCUACGAGUGUAAUAAAUUUUUCGCCAAAAAGCAAUAAAAUAUUUUCUAAGUCUAAACCUUUCACGGGACGUGCUGCUCAUAUGUUAGGUUUAGUCACAAGUCAAGUACGACUCGAAAGUGAUAAUCAGCCUAUUAUAUUAGAUGAUGAAUCGUGCAUAAAAAGAUUAAAAACCAAGGACACGGAGAAUGAAACAAAUAAGAAAACAUCAAUGAUCAAAGAAAUAGAUAAAAUAGGCGGGCCUUCUGGCAGCAGGCAAGAAAAGAUUUUCAGCAACAUGAGAUCGACUGAUUAUUGUGUAUCUUCAUCGACACAUACAUUUACCACUUUGAAAAAUGAUGGCGAAAAGCUUUCGUUUAAGUCGGAUAGGAACACAUCAGAUUAUUUGUCAAUGGAAAAAUCAAUUGACAAAGAAAAUGAAAGGAAUAUUUCACCAUCGCAUGAAAAGGACAAUUUACCGAUAUUGGAAUGGUCAAGUGCUAACCCACCUUCUUUAACUGCAUCCCCGAGUGCUAGUAUUCUUAAACGUCAUCGAUCGAAUAUAUUAGAAUCAGAUCUAGAUACUUCAACUCCGAAGCGAAAGCGAGUGAGUUUUGCAGAUCCACCGGUGUCAAAAGAGAUGGGUUAUGAGAUUUCUACUGUGGAAUCUCCGCAAAAAACGAACAAAUAUUCCAUAGCACGUAAUCUCACGCCGAAGAGUUCUCCACUUAGGUUCAAGCAAACCAAACUUAAACUUGUGCCACUCGAUACGGAGAAAUUUACAAUUGAAUGUAAUACUGAAUGUAAUACUGAAAAUGAAAGCGGUACUGAAGUUGUUAUGGAAACUGAGAAUAAGAAUGAAUUAUUGACAAAAAUUUCUGAAACAGAUCAGGGAGAUAUGAAUAUCGAUGAGCAAUUACCUGCUGAUUUUACAGAAAGUAGCAAUGUUAUUGAUGUGAAUUCCAGUAUGAAGAUUGAUAUUAUUGAUGAAUUAGAAUUAGCGCAAGAAAUUGAAAUAAUCACGGAGUCUACUGUUCCCGAAGAUCAACAGUCUUUAUCUUCUGAAGAUUCUUCUAGUACUUCGCCAAUAAACGACGGAACGGAAGAUUCUGCAACGCAGCAAGACAUCUUCGAUGGGACGGAUAUGAAGACUAAUGUUGCGCUAGUUGAGAUAAAUAAUGAUGUUAAUAUGGAUAUUCAGAAUAAUUCGGUAGAUUCUAUUAAAUUGAACGUGACCGAUGAUUCUGUAAUUGCGGCUUUACCUACCAAAGACGAAGAUCCGAUUGAUAUGGAGGAUACUAUAGAUGUUCAGAAUAUUACUGGAUUAAAUUCUACUAUAAAUACAGACGAGGUAUUUGCUGGAAAGUUGGUACGCACCAGUACACAAGCGACAGAAAACGUAACAGAGCAAGAUACCUUGCCGGUAACGGACUCCAUAUUUGCGAGUAUAUCUUCGACACAGGAUACUCAGAAACAGGAGGCUCCAAAUGACGCAGAGCUUGAUCCCGAAUUUUUGGAUUCGACGCAGCCUAUUUAUCCAACGUUGUCGUCGUGCAUGGAACCUAUUGACGCUAUCAUUGAACAAUUGACUUAUCCACUUUGGAAACAUAAUUUAAAUAAGUAUUUUACGAAUAGAAGUAUGCGCACGAUUGGUGAUCUUGCCCAGCUGACAGAACGCGAAAUUAACAGAAUGCCCGUGAAGGGUGAUUCAAAGACUAAAUUUGUCAAGAAGGUGUUAAAGCAUUUCGAAAGUACAUGCAUACCGCAAACGGAACCCUCUGAUAAAAUGUCAAAUACCGAGAUGGCGCAAUUGCCCACUAAGACGACAACUGAAUCGCCAACUGUACCAAACGCAGCGAUAUCUGACAUAGAAACGGAACCUGCAACAAUUAACAACGAAUCCUUAAGUUGCAGUACGCCAAUUACCGAAUCCGUCGAAAAUAUCUCCGAUGAUUCGCUAAGAAAAGACUUGCCUAUAGAAGAUCCUGACAAAACAAUCUCGGUUACCAGUGACAUAAAUACGUCAUCUGAACAUUCUGAUUUGUUAUCCUUAGACACUUCUAUGAAGGAUGAACAAACAAAUAUAAAGGUACCAAUUACCGUUCAAAUUUCAGAGCCUGAAGCAUUUACAGAUAAUGUUGAACCUGCGCCAAUCCCAUCAUCGCCAUCCGAAAACAUAGCAACUACGAAUCCAACAAUACUGUCUUCAUCUACCAGCCAAGUGGACACGUCAAAAAAUCUUGCCGAAUCUUCAAAUGUUUAUGAUGAGCUUCUGAUCACGCACUCUUCUAUUGGCACCAAUACUGACGAAAUCGAUUCCUCGACGCCAACUACUCAAAAGGUUACGAAAUCUGUUGAGUCUCAAAUGGCACUUGCAGAUUUGUUAGACGAAAUUGACGUAAACCUCGUGUUGGAAAGCGCAGUUAGAAGAUGCAGUCCCGAAGCAAUUCUUUUACAAUAUAAGGUAAAGAUGGCACAUUUGAAGGAGGGAGAAUUGCUGAAGGAAACGAUCAGAAUGCUCGGUUUGCAAAAUAAACAGCAAGUUAAUGACGCGUCGUUAAAAGCAGCCUGCCGUGCGUGCGGCGUUAACAAGGUUCUUCUUAGAUUACCUGACAUUUUUAGCCAUGACAAACAAUUUUUCGAUAAGGUUCUCAAGGUGUACAGUAAAAAGCUUAAUACGGUCGACAUGUUGAAUGUUUUCGAUUUUAGUCAAUUGAAAAAUGCGAUCUGUCAAAAAUGUACAUCGUCCGAAAUUGUUGAGAUACUGUCACAGAAGCUAAAGCAGGAAGAGCAAGAAGGUAUUAAACAAUCUAUGCCGGAAUUAUCUAGUUUAAAUGCUAUGUUGCAAAGAUUGCCAAUGGAUGUAAUUAUUAGUCACACUGUAGCAAAUGAAGAGCUUAUUCCGGCAUCGGUAGUUCUCGAUAUUGCUUUACAGAACAACAGCUCAGGAGAUAUAGCACAAGCAUUAAAGCAGUCCCCCGUAAUGGCUAGACGUGUUUUAGACAAAUUGUGGACAUCCCAAUUUACGGUUACACAUAUCGAAAAUGACGACGUAUCCAAAGAGAGUUUGCUCAAUAUUUUCAAAAGUGUAUGUUCCAAAUUGACUGUGCAAGAAUUGUUAGACGCGUAUCACGAGGCUAUGACAAACAAGCUUGACGACGUAAAGAAUGUGAAGGAUGUAAAAGACGAGAAAAAGUAAAUCGGAAUCGACAGUUCCAAUAUUGCAACUUUUGUACACAAAUGACACUUUUCUUUAAAGGAAUGACUGUUUCAAGUGACGUAUUUUUGAAAUAUGUUCAAUUAUAAGUUAUUUCAUGGAUUAUGUUAUUUGGAAUAACUUUUUAAAUUAGUAAAAGUGUUAAAUUGAUUAGCGGUGAGCAUAAGAUAUCUCUUCAUUGAUAAUGCGAGAAUUAAGAAUAGUUAUUUUUUAAUCAAUUGCGCUAUACUGUAAUACAACUUGUAUAUAUAUUUACAUAUUGAAAGGUUAUCCGUUACUUUAGUUAGAUAAGGAGAGAAAAGAAGAUCUGCUUAAAGUAUUCUGAAGUAAAUGUAAUAAACGAAAGGAUUUUUGGACUUCUAUA